Beta vulgaris subsp. vulgaris (sugar beet) is the source of this 916-nucleotide messenger RNA. RefSeq names its product cold-regulated 413 plasma membrane protein 2. NCBI's taxonomy places the organism in Eukaryota, Viridiplantae, Streptophyta, Magnoliopsida, Caryophyllales, Amaranthaceae. The transcript is spliced from 4 exons. Gene Ontology annotation, cellular component: membrane. Bases 80 to 691 code for a protein of 203 amino acids. The record is from RefSeq and is a predicted model, not a curated record.
GGGACUGAUUUAUUUCUUUUGAAGAGAUUUUCCCCCCUUGUUUUUUUCUGUGUGUUUUUUGGGAUUUCAGGCAAAAAAAAUGAUGAGAAAUUCUUACCUGAAAAUGAAGACAGAAGAUGCAGUUUUGAGUGAUCAGAUUAGCACAGAUUUCAAGGAGAUGACAAAUGCUGCUAAGAAACUUGCUUCUGAUACUAUCAAACUUGGAGGUUUGGGAUUUGGCACCUCUUUUCUUCAAUGGGUUGCUUCUGUUUCUGCCAUCUACCUAUUGGUUUUGGAUCGCACAAAUUGGAAGACAAAUAUCCUCACUGGACUCUUAGUGCCUUACAUUUUCUUCAGUCUUCCUGGGCUGUUGUUCAACUUUCUGAGGGGACAAGUUGGGAUGUGGAUUGCUUUUGUUACUGUCAUACUGCGCCUUUUCUUCCCCCAGCGCUUCCCUGAUUGGCUGGAACUCCCAGGUGCUAUCAUUCUCAUCAUAGUGGUGGCUCCUGAUCUGAUUGCCUACACUUUCCGUGGACAUUUGGUCGGCGCAAUAGUAUGUUUAGCGAUUGGGGCCUACUUGUUGCAAGAACACAUUCGGGCCUCAGGUGGGUUUAGGAACUCCUUCACUAGGGCUAACGGCGUAUCAAACACUGUAGGCAUAAUCCUUUUGCUGGUCUUCCCAGUUUGGUAUCUGAUAACCUACUUCCUCUAAACUACUUAGAUUCUUCUCCCCGGCUUGUACAUCUGUUGACUGUGCUUGUACUGUUUACUACUCUGGUGUACUAUCCCUAUCUUUAUCAUUGAAUUUGUAAUUGCAUUUCUAAUUUUUGUGCUGGACAUGAUUUCAUUCGUGUGCAUUUUCGCUGUUUAAUGUCGAAUAAUAUUCUGUGGAUUGUUAAGCUUAUCACAUCAAUUCAUGGCUCUCUUCUUUUGUGAA